AUGAGAUUCUCUGGAUUCAUCUCUGGCCUCAGCCUUGGUCUCUUGACUGCUGUAUAUGCCAGUCCAGCUGCCUUUCCUGCUCCGGCCUCGAUUCCUGACCCUAUACCUGCACCUGUCGCACCAGCUUCACCAGCUAUUGAAGAGCGAGCAGCCAAAGUCACAGUUGCCGUUCCUUCCGGUACAGUCGUUGGAUCCAGCUCGGGAAAGGUUGAUUCCUUCAGAGGUAUUCCUUUCGCCGAUCCACCAACUGGCUCUCUACGUCUCAGACCUCCCAAGAGACUAUCCAAGGCUCUGGGAACUUUCGACGCUUCGGGACUCAGUGCUGCAGCAUGUCCUCAGAUGUUCAUCUCGAGUGGAGGUCAAAGUGUUAUCACAGAGUUCCUCUCUGACUUUCUGGCUAUCCCCUUCCUCACACCCAUCACUGGCCAAGAGGACUGCCUCACCAUAACCGUCCAGCGCCCUGCUGGCACCAAAGCUGGCGACAAGCUUCCUGUUCUCUUCUGGAUCUUUGGCGGCGGCUUCGAGUUGGGCUCGAGUGCUAUGUAUGACGGCACAAGCCUCUUGUCUACUGCCAUAGAUCAAAGUCAGCCUUUUAUCUACGUUGCUGUCAACUACCGAGUCGCCGGCUUCGGAUUCAUGCCCGGUGCUGAGAUCAAGAAGGACGGAAGCUCCAACCUGGGUCUACUCGACCAGCGCAUGGGUCUCGAGUGGGUUGCUGACAAUAUUGCUUCCUUUGGUGGUGAUCCUGAAAAGGUCACUAUCUGGGGAGAGUCUGCGGGUUCCAUCUCCGUUCUUGAUCAGAUGGUUCUCUACGGUGGUGAUGCCAGUUACAAGGGCAAGUCUCUUUUCCGAGGUGCCAUCAUGAACUCUGGCACUAUUGUCCCAGCUGAGCCUGUGGAUAGUGACAAGGCACAGUCUAUCUACGACACUGUUGUCAAGACAGGAGGCUGCUCUGGUGCUUCUGAUACUCUGGAAUGUCUACGUGGUCUGAGCUAUGACAAGUUCCUAAACGCUGCAAACUCGGUCCCAGGACUUCUGUCGUACAACUCACUGGCUUUGUCCUAUCUUCCUCGGCCAGACGGCAAGGUUCUGCCCAAAAGCCCCGACGUGCUUAUUGCAACGGGACAAUACCACGCAGUACCCAUGAUCACCGGAUGCCAGGAGGACGAAGGAACCCUCUUUGCACUAUUCCAACCCAACGUGACUACUACAUCCAGGUUGGUCGAAUACCUGCAGAACCUGUACUUUACACAGGCCACAAAGCAACAGGUCACUGCUCUGGUAAACACGUAUCCCACCACCCUCAGCACAGGCAGUCCCUACCGAACAGCCCUACUCAACGAAAUCUUCCCCGGCUUCAAGCGCCGCGCAGCCAUCCUGGGUGAUCUAGUCGUCUCUCUUACACGCCGCAUCUUCCUCCAAGCCGCCGCCAACAGCAACCCAGAUGUGCCCUCAUGGUCAUACCUCGCAAGCUACGAUUACGGCACGCCCAUUUUAGGAACAUUCCACGGGUCUGACCUUUUGCAAGUCUUUUACGGUCUUUUGCCCAACAACGCUAUGCGGAGCGUCCGGACGUACUACUUCAACUUUGUAUACAACCUUGAUCCCAACAAGGGCGUUACCAAGUACGCCAAGUGGCCCGAGUGGAAGGAGAGCAAGAAGCUCAUGUGGUUUGAGACGGCGAAUAAGAACAGCAUUAUCAACGAUGACUUUAGACAGAAUUCGUAUGAGUUUAUUGCGGCGAAUGCCGGUGCUUUGGUGGUAUAA
Molecule: messenger RNA, 1767 nt
Organism: Fusarium pseudograminearum CS3096
Lineage: Eukaryota; Fungi; Ascomycota; Sordariomycetes; Hypocreales; Nectriaceae
Exons: 1
Coding region: 1-1767 (588 amino acids)
Source: RefSeq, a predicted model, not a curated record